UGCCAACAGCGCCAUCACUUAUCAUAUUUCAUUACUCCAUUAGUAUGUGUUAUUUAGGGUAUUGACGUAUUGACAACAUGGCGUGCUUGUCAAUCGCUACGACACGCCAUAACACAUUUUAACCUCAAAAAGACUUAUCAUUCUCGUCCAAAAUUUCUGUUCAAUUUAUUUAUUUGAAAAAUGGAGACAAGAAAAACAAAGAAUUUUUUGCUGAGCUAUACGUGCCUGUACGAAAUAAUGUCUAUGGACAAUUCAAAGUACUUGGUGUGGAAAUUGAUGUUUCCACGGUCCGGAGAUACUUUCUUCACAAUUGACAAAUCAUUGGACUUGUGCAGCUGGGAGAAGUUGUACAGCAUACUAAAACGCAUCACAUUACAAUAUGCAGUCUCGUCUGAAUUACCGUUGUCGUCAAUAUCCGUCCAAUGCUGCGAAUUCUGGUACCGGCUGACUAUUGAGAAAGUGACCAUGGACAUACAAUCUGUUCACGAGUUCUGUGGGGUCGACAUCGAUGAGAAUUUAUUACACGAUGAAAUCCUAUGUGUAAAGGUGUACAACAGUGAAACAUUUUCAGUGACUGAAGAAGCUUCAAGUAGUUGUGCUCGAACACCUACCCCUUUAAGCCGUAAGCGGACAUAUUCCGUCACCUACAAGUCUGUGACGGAACGGCGAACCUCGAAUUCAUCCACUCCUACAAAGCCUACAUCUUCACAGACUACCACGAAACCAACACCGAAACGAGUAAGACCAAUCAACAUUAGUCCCACAUCGAGUCGUGGCCCAGAUUGUUCUACCGAAAGUAUCGAUGACAAUGACAACAUUUUUCUCCGCUACUCGGACGAUGAUGAAAACGAGAACGAAAGUGAGAGGAACGGCAGCGAUGAACAAUCUCCAAACUCUUCGUCGAAUGAAACGCAAUCCGUCAGUGAGUCAGCCGAAUCCAUAAAGGAAAUGGAAAUGGAAAAAGGAACAUUGAAGGUCAAAAUGGAUCUGCUCAAACUAAACGAACUCCUAAGAGAUCCCAAGUACUUGAACGGAUUCUGCUACGAGAGUGAGCUCUCAGAUUGCCCAAAUCGAACUUUCAACGUUUAUUCGGUGGACGAAAGAAUCAGUUACGCUGCUUUCCAUAGCCCGCAUAUGGUGCAGAACAUCCGUGACCGAUCUGACCGGUCUGAUUGCAAACUGUUCUUUCGCUAUUCAGCUGAAAUGCUCGAUCGUUUUAACGAUUUCACGGAAAUGAAAUUCGAUGGAAUUGAAACCAUUUUGACGGUCUACGUCAAUCACAUUUCGGAUAGAGUCCGACCAUUCGGGUACGUCUUCUUGUCCAACAAAAAUUCGUCCACGUUAGACAACGUGGUAAAAGUGAUCGAUGAGUGGUUGAAUCCCGUCGGUGCAAUUGCGAUAACUGUCACGAAAUGUGUCACCCCACAGGACACUGCUUUACAUCAAGCGAUUGCUGAGACAUGGCCUCAGGCCAAGCUGAUCGGUUGUUCGGAAGAAUAUCAAAAGGACAUUAAACAUUUCGCGCGACAAAACAAAGGACUGAGAAGUGACAACGCACAUUUAACACAAGUGGCGUGUCUCUUAUGCUAUCUGCCAGCCGUCCACAUUAUCAAGGGCAUAGAACUGAUCGGGAAAAGUAGAUCAUCUGAGUAUGCGAUCAAAUUGGUCAAAUAUUUGCAAACAACAUGGAUGGGUCGUCCGAUCAGCAUUUAUGAUGAGAACAUCGUGUACAGAACGUUGACCGUUUGCAAGCGUUUCAUCAAUCAAAUGCUGCGCAAUCGAUUCAGUGAUGCUUCAUAUGGCCGAGGUGCAGUUCUGAAAGACUGUUGGGAUUUCAUUGAAUUUCUCAAAACAGAAUCGAAAGUAAAUUUCGUCGAAAUGGGUUUGGAUGGCACCAAAUACGGCCGAGGCUGGCGGACAGCUUUUGCGCUCAAUACGAAACUGCAAAAGGAUCGGGAGAGUUGCAUUGUUCGCAUCAGAAACCGGUUUGAAACCAACUUGAAGACAAUGUCCCAGGACGAUGCUGUUGGACAAUUUUUGCAGGAAAUGUUGCGUAAAGUUUGAAUUUAUGUUUGCAUUUUGUUUAUUUGAUUGAAACAUUAAACUUAAGAAACUUCAAAU
Molecule: messenger RNA, 2121 nt
Organism: Bradysia coprophila
Lineage: Eukaryota; Metazoa; Arthropoda; Insecta; Diptera; Sciaridae
Source: RefSeq, a predicted model, not a curated record